Molecule: messenger RNA, 4275 nt
Organism: Closterium sp. Yama58-4
Lineage: Eukaryota; Viridiplantae; Streptophyta; Zygnematophyceae; Desmidiales; Closteriaceae
Source: the annotation of a GenBank genome assembly
AUGGCGGUAGGUCCUACGAGUCAGCCGCGCAGUAGCUGCUUCACGCUUCGCCUCUUAGGCAAACAGAAAUCGACCAGGAGCAAGAGGCAGUCCACCGUGCAUCCCGUGGGGGAUCUCGCCGCUCACCCAGCGCCCGCCGCGGAACAGCCACGUGGCGAUGGUAGGAAUGGCGCCGCGAGAGCUGGACGUGGACAGGUCGCAGGAGUAGGGAUUCAUACCGCCACAGCUGCGCCAGCAGUCGCUGUUGCACAUAGUCAUAGUCCCGAAACCGACAACGACCGGCGAGUGCAAUACGCGCAGGAUUUAGCAGCGGCGCCGAUAGAGCGAUCACUAGAGCGCGCCGAGCGAAGUCUUGUGGCAGCAGCCGUAGCUGGCGCUGCAUCCACAUCGCCAUGCGAAUCAUCGGCAGGAAUACCGGGGCCGCAGGUAGCGGCUGAAAUUCGGCUAAAGCUGCAUCGUGUGGAAGAGGAGCCGUCCAGCUCAGAUGCGCCUGAUGCUGUCCCCCAAUGCUCCUCCGCUGGACAUUCCAAGUAUCUUGUCGCGCGCUCCUCGAGCAGCGACGAUGCGCGAUCCAUGCAAUCCUCGCGACGGCCGUCGCUCACCGGCGGGCGAAGCUACGAAAAGGCGCGACGGGAGGGGCAGGAGCUGUACCGGCGGAAGGAGUACGCGGCGGCGGCGGAGAGUUACGGGGAGGCGAUGCUGGCGCUGCUGCGCGAGGCGGGGCGCGACGACGCGACGAAGCGGUCGCUGCAGGCCAUGCUCCUCGCCAACCGCGCCAUGUGCUUCCGCUACCUGGGCAGGAACGAGGAGGCGAUACGCGACUGCCACGCGGCACUGGCGUCCGACUUUUGCGCGGGCCAGACGCUGCUGCACAUCGAGGAGGUGCUCGAGGAAUGCGGUGAUCUUCGUGGCGCGCUCGCGUGCCACGUGGCGUCCGUGCAGCGCGCGCUGGACGAGCGGCCGAGCGGCGAGAUUCCCAUGGAGGAGGCGACGGAGGUGGAGCGCGUGCGACGGCAGCUGAUUGGCGAGCGAGAGCUGGCGAUUCAAUGGAAGAAAGUUCCCGCCAAGGGCAAACCGCCGCUCGGCGCGCAGAUGUCGGCGGUGGAGUGGCGCGGGCAGGUGAUUCUGUUCGGCGGCACGGACCGCAGCCAUAACCUGCUGCCCAACGAUCUCCACAUCUUCGAUACGUACAAGUCCGAGUGGCUCCUCGUCCACAUCCCCGGCCUGCGCCCCGCCGCGCGCGCCGGCCAUCGCGCCGUGGUUCACGGCGACUGCAUGUACGUCUGCGGCGGCGGCCACUCCACGGAUUUCGACAUGUGGCGGCUCGACCUGGUGACCAUGGACUGGGAGCCCGUGCCGGCCGCGCCGGGGCUGCCAGCCGGGUCGACCGAGGACGAAUCGGAGCAGCGCUCCGACGAGCAUCCAGCGAGCUUGGCGGGUCGGGAGUUGACGCCGCGGGGCCAGGCGCCGCCGGGAUUGGUGCAGCACAGCGUGUGCGUCGUUGACGGCCGGCUACUCGUGUGGGGCGGCUUCGUUGUCGGCCGGCCGCCGCUCGAGCGGCACGCUAACCGGCAGCACCUGUACGAGUUCGACUUCGAGACGGGCGAAUGGCGGCGCGACACGUGGCAGGGGGAUUACCUCCCGAAGGCGUAUCAGGACCGCGGCGUGGGCACGUGUGCCGGCGUGGCGAGUUGCAGAGAGGGCGGCAGGAGCGAGUCCGUUGAGAUUAUGUCGUUCUUCGGAAGCCGCAAGACUCUCGUGCCGCGAUCUGGACUCAUCAUGGACGAGUCGAUCGCGACCGUCGAUCGCCUCCUGCUGGGCGAGCGCCGAUGGCAGCCCGUGCCGCUGCUCGGACCGCGCGUGCCCGCCGCGCGGUCGGAGGCGGCGUUCCUGUCGCUGCCGGAUUACGCUGCGACGCUGUGUGUUGGCGGGUACUAUGAAGGCGCGAUUCACCGCGACGGGUGUCGGUACUACGGCGACGCGUGGCUGUGGCACCACGACCUGGGCAUCUGGUCGCCGCUCGCCGCCAAGGGCGACGAAUUCCGCGCCGGCGCGCACUUCUGGCUCGUGCAGCGCACCGACGGCGCCGUCUUCGCGGGCGGCGGCUUCUGCGGCACGCCCAUCACGACCAUGUUCGGAACUGUCUACGAGGCCACCAUCGUUGCGCCCAAAGUGCGCCGUCCGCCGCCCCCGCGCGCCCCCGUGCGCUCCCUUCCCCUCGCCCACCCCAUCGCACCCGGCUCCCCCCUCCUAGCUCUCCCCGCGCCCCCUUCCGCCGCGCCCAUACUUGCGCUCCCUUGGGGCUCCUCCCCGUCGCCUGGGCGCGGAACUUCCCUCUCCUCCUCCCCCUCCCCCCCGCCGCACUCCUCCCCUCGCCCCCUCUCCGCCUGCUCCUCAUCCUCCUCCCUGCGCACGCCCGCCACGCCGCUCAUGCCCAUCGUGCGCUCCGCUUCCGCCGCCGCGUUCCGCCAAGGCGCGAGGGCGGGCGCACACGGGGAAGGGGAGAAGCUGGGCGCGGCGGGGGGGAUGGUCGUGAUGAGCCGCUGCAACACGCUACCCGCGCAGUACUCUCCGCCGGGCGGGGGGAUGGCUGGGGGAGAGAGCGGCGCAGGCGCGGGCGGAGGAUUCAGCGCGUGGGACGAGCGGCAGCUGGCGCUGGGAUCCGCUGACGUCAGCACAGAGCAUCACGACGCGAACGUGCGGUUCAAGGCGAAAGAAGAGGCGCCGUUCGAGCCGCCGCUGGGACCAAUCAACAUCAAGAUUCUAAAGCUCGAGUUUGAACGACGGCGUGAGAACCGGCUGAAGACGAAAGCGGAGAUGGCGGCGGCUGGCGCAAUGGCGGCAAUGCGGCGCGUGAGGGCGCAGCAGGGGGACCAGAUGGGCGCAGGGGUGGCGCAAUCCCUGCUGCUGCACGUGCGAAUGAGACAAAUCGACCCGCCCAUCUGGAGGCGCGUGGAGGUGUCGGGGCACAUGACGCUGCGCCAGUUCCACAAGCACGUGCUGCGCCUCGCCAUGGGCUGGGCCAGGGACCAUCACGCCUACAAGUUCCGACCCUCCUCAGGCCCUUGCCCCGGCGUCUGGUUCGGCCCGACCCUGUCUGCCGCGCCUGACUUCGCCCUGGCGCGCAUGCUGGGGCAGGGCUUGGCGGACGACAACUGUGUGCUGCUGGGGGAGAUGCUCGUCAAGGAGGGAGACCGCAUGGCAUAUGUGUACGACCUCACAGACCGCUGGGAGCACGAGAUUGUGCUGCUGCACGCCACGCCUGGCCCGCCACACCGCCCUCUGAGAGCGGAGGUGGUGGAUGGGUGGGGGGCAUGUCCCCCAGAGGACGUGGGGGGCAUGGGGGGGUACCUGCGGCUGCUGGAGAGAGUGAGAAGCAGCCAUGGCAGCAAGCGCGAUGCUGCUUGCACUCGGGUGCUCAGGGCUGCUAAUAAGAGCCACCUUGACUCGUUUGACCCCACCAACUUCCCUCUGAACGCCUGUAGAGCAGCUUUGGAGAAGCACCUGGCAGCAGCGGCUCUCACCCCGCCCGUCGUCAAAGUCGCGAUGACGACGGCAGCGCGGCCAACAUGGGCGCCGGCCAAGGGAGGCGAGGAGCAGGGCGGGUCGCGCAUGUUCGGUCCCAGCCAGAAGUACUCCGCUAGAGACGUCGCCAGCCACACUAGCCUCAAACCCAGGAAGGAGGGGCAGGUGACGAAGGAGGAGGUGAAGCGGCGGGAUCUGCGGGGGGAGCUGGAGGAGCGCGAGAGGCGGCACUUCGCCGCUAAGGACAAGGAGCAACAGCUGCGCACCGACGACCGCAAACGAACCGCCGGGUUGCUGUUACCAGGCAGCGGGGCGUUGGGAGGGCGGAAAGAGGUGGAGGAGCGGUUGAUACCCCGAGCAGCAGACGCGGAUGACUCGGAUGGGGAGGACAGAAAGGGCGGGGGUGGUGAUGACGAGGAUGAGGACGAUGAUGACGAGGACGAUGACGAGGAUGACACCAUGGAGCUGCUUGCUGAGCUGGAGCGAAUUAAGAAGGAGCGAGCCGAGGAGAAGCUGCGCAAGGAGAAGGAGCAGGCGGAGCAGGAGGCGAAGGCGCGGGAAAGAGAGAUGGCGCGCGGCAACCCCAUCAUGGCUGCGGGGGGCUCUGCCUUUGCUGUCAAGCGCAGGUGGGACGACGAUGUGGUGUUCCGCAACCAGGCCAAGGACGAGCAGAAGCCCACCAAGCGAUUCAUCAAUGACACCAUCCGCAGCGACUUCCACCGCCGCUUCCUCAACAAAUACAUGAAGUAG